GAAGAAAGUACAUCGCAUGUUCGACCGACCGUCUGCCCGCCGUCCACCGUCCAUCCGUUAAACAAAUCCAGAUUAGCAGCGAUAUGAAUAUUUGCGUAUGAUUGAAGCGAUUUCCAUCACAAAGUCCACGCAGCCCUUUCUCUCUCCAUCUCUCGCCUUUUCUCAUCAUGGCAAAUCCACCAUCGUCGUCUUCUCGGAGCUGGUUGUCAAAUCUUUCAACAUAUGCCUCUCGGCUCUACUUCUUAUUGAUCAUCCUUCAGAUCCCAAUUUUCAGGAUCCCCUGCAGAGCUGGGACGUGUUCAACGCCACUCCACGUGACUUCAUCGCAGUUGAUUGCGAGUGAAAUAUUUCCGGUUGCUGCAGUGAAAGUUCUUCUAUAUCCUGGUGCAAUUGCCAAUGGAAUUGUCACAAAUAUGACUAUUCCAAGCUGGGAUAACCUUCUAGACAUCUAUAACUUGACUGAUGUGAAAGGAGGAGCCUCCACAACUGAUCUUCAACGGUUGGAGGUUCUCGCGGGAAGCUAUUUCUCAGUUGCAGGGGCAUUGAUAGGAAUAUUGAAAGCUGGCAGAAUGAGCAUGUUUGGCACACUUCUUAUUGUAUGGGGCCUUGUUAAGGAAGGGUUCCUAGGAAAGAAUGCAGACGCAACACAAACCAUAUUGGUUUACCCUACAAUUGUUAUCGCACUAAUCUGUGCCUUCUCAUCGGUGAAAUAUGAUCUCAACAAACUCACAACAAGCACUCCGGCUCGACCCAUCGCCAAGCCUAUGAAGAGCUCUACAAAAUCCAAGCUUAGAUAAGCAAUUGUAAGUUUUAACUGUUUUAUAUUUCCAUUGAUAUUUUGAUGCUCUCUUUUUUUGCUUUAUGCACUUUGUACACUGAACUGGAUGAGCUGUUGUCAUUUGGUUGAUUACUGUUAAAGCGAUUUGGACAAAAUACUUUGGUCGA
This is a messenger RNA of Impatiens glandulifera, 945 nucleotides long. RefSeq lists its product as uncharacterized. The record is from RefSeq and is a predicted model, not a curated record. The transcript has 3 exons. Bases 168 to 797 code for a protein of 209 amino acids. NCBI's taxonomy places the organism in Eukaryota, Viridiplantae, Streptophyta, Magnoliopsida, Ericales, Balsaminaceae.